UAUUAUUCUGGCUUGAUCUGUAAUGAUCAUAUUAUAGAAUUACCAUAAGAAAAAACGUAGUAUUAAAUAUGUGAUUCUGCUCUGUUUUUUUAUUCUUUGGAUUCUCUGCUUCUGACGGUUACGUGAUCGAGUGUACUUUUUUCAAUUUUGAUUAUCUGAUGGUUUUGAUGACCUGGGUUUCUCAAAAAGAAGGAUUCUUUUUUUAUAUCCCCUGUUUUCUGAACGGUGGAUGUUGAUUUUGCUUUCCUGGUUGAUAUUUGAUCAGGUCAAUGAUCAAUCUGACCUUUUUGUUUAGUGAGUUUACGUGAACAGGAGUGUCUCCUUCUUAUGUGGGAAUUCUUUGCUUUUCUGGGUUUUCUUUUGAGUGUGGAAUAUGCUUUUCAUGGAGGACUUAGUAUUCUUCUCUUCAAAGUUUUCUUCCUUCGGUGUUUUUUCUCCUUAAAUUUCGUGGUUUAGACUUUUGUGCUUUUGAUCAUUUCUACAAGCUCUUCUGCCACUGUUUUUGCGGUUUUCUUGUCUCUGUGCUUGGCCAUUUUGGCUCGCCGGUCACAAUUUGGAUCAUCCAACCUGGUCUAUAUUUUGUUGGCUUUGGCCAAUCAUUGAAUGAUCGGGCUUUUCGCUUUGAUCAUCUGAGCCUCUCCUAUUGGAUAACGUUGCUCACGUGGUUUAAAAGAUACACCUUUGGUUUGAGAUUUGAAGUUUGCUGAUCAAUCCAUUAUUUAAGAAAUUUAGAUCUUCUCGUUUGCCAAGUUUGGGCACUGCAAAACUUGGGCAGUGCCCAUGGAUGCCACAGCAAGCGGAACCCCAACUAUACAAUACCAUAACAUACCUGAUCAACCAAUUACUGCUAUUGUUGCUGCUUCUGUACCCACAUUUCAGCGACAAGUACGUCAUUGCUUUGGGGACUCCACUCCUGGAGAAUUCCCUUUGGCUGCUAAUCCUUCCAUUGUUCUUCAUGUCCUUACUGCCUGUAAUUUGGAUCCUCAAGAUCUUGCAAAACUAGAGGCAACAUGCUCCUUCUUUAGGCAGCCAGCAAACUUUGCCCCAGAUUAUGAAUUAUCCAUAUCGGAGCUUGCUGCUCUUGACAUGUGCCAAAAAAGAGCUAUAUUUAAGCCAAUGACUGACGAAGAACGUCAAAGUUUGAAGCAAAGAUGUGGGGGAUCGUGGAAAUUGGUCCUGAGGUUUCUGCUGGCUGGGGAAGCAUGUUGCAGGAGGGAGAAAUCACAGGCAAUUGCAGGGCCUGGUCACAGCAUUGCUGUGACAUCAACAGGAGUAGUUUACUCAUUUGGCUCUAAUAGCUCAGGACAGUUAGGUCAUGGCACUACUGAAGAAGAAUGGCGGCCUCGGCAAAUAAGAUCUCUGCAAGGCAUUCGAAUCAUCCAAGCAGCUGCUGGGGCUGGCAGGACAAUGCUGAUUAGUGAUGCUGGGAGAGUUUAUGCCUUUGGAAAGGAUUCCUUUGGCGAAGCAGAAUAUGGGGUUCAAGGAACUAAGCUAGUUACAACUCCGCAGCCUGUUGAGUCUUUGAAAGACAUAUUUGUGGUGCAAGCUGCAAUUGGAAACUUUUUCACUGCUGUGUUAUCCAGAGAGGGCAGAGUUUACACAUUCUCUUGGGGCAAAGAUAGCAAGCUUGGUCACCAAACUGAGCCAAAUGAUGUGGAGCCCCAGCCCCUAUUGGGGGCACUAGAGAACAUACCAGUAGUGCAAAUUGCAGCUGGAUACUGCUACCUCCUUUGCCUAGCUUGUCAACCGAGUGGCAUGUCAGUGUACUCUGUUGGUUGUGGCUUGGGUGGGAAGCUCGGGCAUGGCUCAAGAACUGAUGAAAAGCACCCUCGAUUAAUUGAACAAUUUCAGCUUUUGAACCUUCAGCCAAUGGUGGUUGCUGCUGGUGCUUGGCAUGCUGCUGUUGUAGGUCGAGAUGGUCGGGUUUGCACAUGGGGUUGGGGACGUUAUGGGUGUUUAGGUCAUGGAAAUGAAGAGUGUGAAUCAGUUCCUAAGGUGGUGGAAGCAUUGGGCAAGGUCAAAGCAGUUCAUGUUGCUACAGGGGACUACACAACUUUUGUGGUAUCUGAUGAUGGUGAUGUAUACUCUUUUGGUUGUGGGGAAUCCGCUAGCCUAGGACAUAAUACUGUUGCUGAAGGACAGGGGAAUAGGCAUGCUAAUGUGUUGAGCCCAGAACUGGUGACGUCAUUGAAGCAAGUGAAUGAACGGGUGGUACAGAUCAGCCUUACAAACUCAAUAUACUGGAAUGCCCAUACAUUUGCACUCACUGAAUCAGGGAAGCUUUAUGCAUUUGGUGCAGGAGACAAAGGUCAGCUAGGCAUAGAGCUAGUUAACAAUCAGACAGAAAGGGGAAACCCUGAGCGGGUUGAUAUUGAUCUCAAUUAGGAAUUCAGUGGUUUCCCCCUCAUCUCUUACACCAUGUCAUCCAUUAGCUUAUCAAACCACACAUUGCAUUUGGUGUUUAGAUUUCCAUGUUUAUUUUGUAAAUAGAAACAAACCAAAGAAUUGUGAAGAUUUAAGUUAGGUAGCAAGGGCCCAAGCAAAUGGUUCAAGAUCAGUUUCCUAAGAAAAUGGUUAGCACAUAGGGCUUAAGUUGUUAAUAGUUGAAACUUCUGUUAAGGUUCAUUGAUUACUUGUGUUAAAAUUGCAUUCUUAAAUUCACUGAUACUCAACUGGUUCAGUGGAUGGCCCAAGGGACAUUGGAUCAGUCUCAGACCCACAGUGAGGGGACACCAACUUCCACAGGGCUAAUGAAGUGUUAUACCACCUCCCUUUUCUUCCCGGAGGGUCUGGUCUGUGGCAAAAUCAUGGAAAGGGUUUCUCUUUUA
Messenger RNA from Theobroma umbraticum, 2828 nucleotides. Its product is annotated as Regulator of chromosome condensation (RCC1) family protein. The record is from RefSeq and is a predicted model, not a curated record. Lineage: Eukaryota; Viridiplantae; Streptophyta; Magnoliopsida; Malvales; Malvaceae.